Molecule: messenger RNA, 2598 nt
Organism: Chelmon rostratus (copperband butterflyfish)
Lineage: Eukaryota; Metazoa; Chordata; Actinopteri; Chaetodontiformes; Chaetodontidae
Gene: popdc2
Product: popeye domain containing 2
Exons: 4
Coding region: 242-1372 (376 amino acids)
Cellular component (GO): sarcolemma
Molecular function (GO): cAMP binding
Source: RefSeq, a predicted model, not a curated record
ACGGUGGGAGAAGCCAGAGGAGAGAGGAAGGGACACAUAAUGAGAGAAGAAGCCCAUUCCAGCUGUGUUUCUAUAACAAACAGAGCCAUGAGAACUUCUUCACACUGAAAAAGGGAACCACGCCAAGGGAACAAACAUUUGCUCCUGACAUUUUUGGUCAGUAUUAGCUGUUUAUUUUUGAUCGAGUUUUUAUUCAAACAGAACUUGUCAUUGUCAGUUUGUCAUUUGAAGCGUUUUGAACAUGAGCACAGACAACUCGACUCUGCUGGACAGCUUGUUCUUUGCCCCUCUCUGCGAUGGCUGGAGCAACAACACAGAGGGGGCCAUCUACCAUUUGGGCAACACCUUCCUGUUCCUGGGCUACAUGGGAGGCAGCGGGGCCUACGGGUGCCUCUUCAUCUUUGGCUUCCUGACCCCGGCUUUUGUCUGCCUGACCCUGUGGGGCUGGCUGACCAUGUGCGGCCUGGACGUCUUCACAUGGAACCUGCUCCUGCUGCUAGUCUGCUUGGCUCAGAUCAGCCACCUUCUUUACCGGCUGCACCAGGAGGGCAUACGCAGUGAGGAGCUGACCAGCCUCUACCAGGCGGUCUACCUGCCGCUGGGCGUGCCCGUCCAGGUGUUCAAGGAGAUCACAGGCGCCUUUGAGAACAAGGUGGUGGAGCUGAAGGCAGGAGAGACGUACGCUGUGGAGGGCAAGACGCCCAUCGACCAGCUGUCCUUUCUGCUGUCUGGGAGGAUCAACGUGUCUCUGGAGGGCCAGUUCCUGCAUUAUAUCCACCGCCACCAGUUCCUCGACUCUCCUGAGUGGGAGUCUCUCAGGCCAAACGAGGAGGGAAAGUUCCAGGUGACCCUGACAGCAGAGGAAGACUCCCGCUACAUCUCAUGGCGUCGGCGGCGCCUCUAUCUGCUAAUAUCAAAGGAUCGCUACAUCGCCCGUGUCUUCUCCGUCAUGUUGGGCUACGACAUCGCCGAGAAGCUCUACAACCUCAACAACAAGCUCUACAUUAAGAGUGGCGUGCUGCUGGACAUCCGCCUUCCCAGCCUCUACCAUGUACUGGCCCCCUCCUCGCAGGGCAGCGAGGGCGGCAGCGGCAGUGACAGCGGCACCACCAAAGAGCAACAGCAGGGCGAAGACCCAGCGCCGGCCUACCAGAAGUCAGAUCCAGCCCAGUCUCAGCCCCACCUGCAAGGACCAAGGAGGACCACCCUGGAUGAACCCCAGGCCCCUCAGCAUGACCGCUAUCCGCACCCCUGGGCGUCAGACCCGGAGCUGCCCUCUGGUGAGGACUCCAUCAGCCUGGUUCUGGAGGACUUUGCUGAUGUGGCGGGCUCCUUAAUGGAUUAUGGCAGUGAGAGGGAUUAUUUGAGGUAGAGGGGAAGGGUGCUGGAGCUAACACACUGGGUCACCACUUAAGCUACAUGAGGUGACGGCGAGGAGAACCUACCGCCACGAUUCCAGAGGGGCAGAGCGCCGCUGGCUCCCACCGACACUCCCAAACUGUGAGGACAGUCUCUCCUGGAAACACUACAUUAUUUACAGUAAAGCGGUAUGAAUGUGUCACAUGUCACUUGUUACGACGUUGUCUCACCCUCGCUGUCUGCCCUGUUCUCACCUCAGUUUACAGAUACUGUAGCCAACAUUUAAUAAACUGUCUACAAUCAGUCAGGCUCUAACUGAAACCAUAAUUACACCAUCAUCUUAUGGUACUAGAACACUGAGGACAGAGGGACAGCCUUCACCUUGUUAUUACCAGCACAGUAAAUGUCUGAACAGUUACUCUAUGUUAUAAAAAUGGAUUCUGUGAUACUGAAACAGACGGAUUUGGUUUUCAUCUCACUUAUAUUUGAUGUUAUGAUUGUUUGAUUUGGACUCGACGUCACAUGGUUUAAUGUUAAAUUUAACUUUUGAUGCUUUCUGCUCACACAUCACUUAUACUCAGCAUUACAAAGACUAGUCUUUUAUCUCAGUAAGGGCACUACACAUUUUCUGGAUCUUCAUAAUUUUGACAAAUUUGAACAGCGAUCAAUUAAAAAGCAUCACAUCAUAUAAAUCAAUAAGAGCUACAACACCUUCUUCAAAUCAUAUUUAUUCAUAAUCCUUUCAAAUAUUUAGUUUUUUGCAUUUUCUUGAGAACUUUCCAGACCAGAUGAACAAUUUAGGUACAAAACCUGCAACUUGGCAGUGUAGAUUUUCUCCAUUUCACUCUCUUUUUUUUGUUGGGCAUGUUUAUUACUGUUAUUAUUGAUCUGAAUGCACCACGACUUGCUUCAGUGUAAGAAAUGUAUGCCGUCUAAGAGGUGAACUUGUACUGAUUUUCACAGCAUGACACCGAACUCAUCUGGAGGACAACCUCUUACUUCUUCUUUGGUGAUAUAUUGGAUGCCUGUAGACCAUGUUUUUUAAUUUUUUGUAACUAAUUCAGUAUUUAAUACACACAUGUAUACUGUGAAUUGCAAUGUCUGUUAUUGACUUCCAGAAUAGAGAAAUGGGACUAAAAUGAAAAAGUGUUUUUAAGAAGUAUUCUCAUGGGGCCAACAUUUCUCCAUAAAGCUCUUUGUUUGCAGUGAAAAUGUAGUUUGUUUUCUUUGACUGUCUAC